Humulus lupulus (European hop) is the source of this 2313-nucleotide messenger RNA. Its product is annotated as adagio protein 3. Gene Ontology annotation, cellular component: SCF ubiquitin ligase complex; nucleus; cytosol. The transcript is spliced from 2 exons. The coding region runs from base 81 to 2000 and encodes 639 amino acids. Gene Ontology annotation, molecular function: protein binding. Gene Ontology annotation, biological process: circadian rhythm; response to blue light. NCBI's taxonomy places the organism in Eukaryota, Viridiplantae, Streptophyta, Magnoliopsida, Rosales, Cannabaceae. The record is from RefSeq and is a predicted model, not a curated record.
CCAUUUUUGCAGAGAGAGAGAGAGAGAGAUAAGAGAGAGAUAAGAGAGAGAGAGUAUAGAGAGAGAAUUGAACACCCGCCAUGGCUAAAAAAGGAGUUGGUGGUGGAGGAGGAAAAGAGGAAGAUGAGGAGAGCGGGAGCUCAGGUAAGAGAAUAAAAUUGGCCAAGGAAGAAGAACAGGAAGACACAAUUGAUUUUGGAGAAGACGAUGAUGAAGAAGAAGAAGAAGAGUUCCACAGCGAGCUUCCAUUAAAAGCAGGGAUCUUGUUCUACCCAUUGACGACGCCCACGUCGUUCGUCGUCUCCGAUGCUCUCGAGCCCGAUUUCCCCAUUAUUUACGUCAAUAAGGUCUUCGAGAUCUUCACCGGUUACCGCGCCGACGAGGUCCUCGGUCGAAACUGUCGGUUCUUACAAUAUAGAGACCCUCGUGCUCAAAGGCGGCACCCUCUGGUUGAUCCUGUUGUUGUUUCUGAGAUUAGAAGAUGUCUUGAGGAAGGAGUUGAAUUUCAGGGUGAGCUCCUUAAUUUCAGGAAGGAUGGCACACCUCUGGUUAAUAGGCUAAGACUUGCACCUAUACAUGAUGAAGAUGGAAUCGUGACACAUGUGAUAGGUAUUCAAGUUUUUGCAGAAGCGAAAAUAGAUCUGAACCGCCUAUCAUAUCCUGUUUUCAAAGAGACUUGUGGUCAGCAGUUUGAUCAGUCAGGGAAGUAUCCUUGUAUUACUGGAGAAUCUCUAAUCAACCAGGAGCAACAAAUCUGUGGAAUUCUUCAGCUUUCAGAUGAAGUCUUGGCUCACAACAUCUUGUCUCGUUUGACACCAAGGGAUGUUGCAUCCAUUGGUUCUGUCUGCAGAAGGAUUCGUCAGCUCACGAAAAAUGAGCAUGUGAGGAAGAUGGUAUGUCAAAAUGCAUGGGGAAGAGAGGUCACUGGUACAUUGGAACUGAUGACUAAGAAAUUAGGAUGGGGGCGCCUAGCUAGGGAAUUGACAACUCUUGAGGCUGUAUGUUGGAGAAAAUUUACAGUUGGAGGUGCAGUGGAGCCGUCACGAUGUAAUUUCAGUGCUUGUGCUGCUGGCAACCGGCUUGUUUUGUUUGGAGGUGAAGGAGUUAAUAUGCAGCCAAUGGAUGACACGUUCGUUCUCAAUCUUGAUGCUGCAAAUCCAGAAUGGCGUCGAGUGAGUGUUGGAUCAUCCCCACCAGGACGCUGGGGUCACACUCUCUCAUGUUUGAAUGGUUCUUGGUUGGUAGUCUUUGGAGGAUGUGGGCGUCAAGGAUUGCUCAAUGAUGUCUUUGUUCUGGACUUGGAUGCCAAACAGCCAACAUGGACAGAAGUUUUCGGAGGAACUCCCCCUCUUCCUAGAUCCUGGCAUAGUUCUUGCACGAUUGAAGGCUCAAAAUUGGUUGUUUCAGGUGGAUGCACAGAUGCUGGAGUACUUCUUAGUGAUACGUACUUGCUGGAUCUCACCAUGGACAAGCCUACUUGGACAGAAAUUCCAACUUCAUGGGCACCUCCCUCUAGGUUGGGGCACUCACUUUCUGUUUAUGGACGAACAAAGAUUCUUAUGUUUGGUGGGCUUGCCAAGAGUGGGAACCUGAGAUUGCGAUCAGGAGAGGCGUACACCAUUGAUUUAGAAGAUGAUGAACCCCAAUGGAGAUUACUGGAGUGUAGUGCAUUUACCGGUGUUGGCAGCCAGAGUGCCGUGGUUCCUCCUCCUAGACUUGAUCAUGUUGCUGUGAGCAUGCCUUGUGGAAGGAUCAUCAUCUUUGGUGGAUCCAUUGCUGGGCUUCACUCUCCUUCACAGCUCUUCCUUUUGGAUCCUUCUGAGGAAAAACCAUCAUGGAGGAUUCUUAAUGUUCCGGGGCAACAACCGCCUAAAUUUGCUUGGGGUCACAGCACUUGUGUGGUUGGGGGGACAAGGGUCCUAGUGUUGGGCGGGCACACGGGUGAGGAAUGGAUACUUAAUGAAUUGCAUGAGCUGUGCUUAGCAAGCCGGCAGGACUAAGACCUAUGAAAUAAUACUGAGAUGACCAAUCUGCAUAAUCACACGAUAUCCCACAUCAACACCACUCUGGGACAAUAAAAUUUUGUUUCAUGGCUCAUGCCAUCUCCGGUUGUUCCAUAGUUCCAAUACUGCAUUUUGUAGCAUUUGUAAUUUGCUUAGAUCAAAUUCUGGCGAGGUUUUUCUGAUGUGUUGUGGUCUUGUAUCAUAUAUGUAAAGAUCUUUGUGCCUAUUUGACCUUUUUGUACAUUUUGAGCGUAGGAUAAAUUUAUUUGGUAUGUUAAUGACUCUCUGCCCUUUGGCAUGUUUUAGCUCU